GAGCCAGCCAGCUAACCAAUCAGCAGACGAUUUUUUAUAUAAGUAUUUAUUUUCAAUGUGGCGGACCCAUUAGGCUCUUGAAUCCUUUCCACACCAGAAUCGUUCUUUUUUUCUCCACCGUCAGGUUUCCAUCCCCACCCAUUUCCCCACACGUUACAGAAAUCCCCAGUGUGGUGUGUUGGCUGUUUGUGCUACAUUGCCCACUGAUUAAUACACAAAAAAGAUUAGAAGUUAAAAGCUUCACCAGCAGCUAAAAUAUUCAUUGCACCCAACGAUAAAAAAGUGGUUUACCUUUCUUAAUCCUACAUUUGUGAGGCUCUUAGGGGUCAUUGAGCCAUUACCAAGAAAAGGGUUCAUCCUCUGAGGAACAUGAGUGGACUGAGCAAAAAGCACAGCAGACUGUCAUUAGAUGUAGAUUCAAAUGGUCUAUAUUGUAAGAACUAUUCCUUUUUAUCCUUAAUAGCAGUGAAAAGGUUAGCUUGAACUUUUUUUAAACUCAUACAGGGUUAACAAACAUUACAAAAUACAAUAAAUGUUGCCUUAAUUUGAAAGAGAAGGAAAAUACUGCAUACAAAAGGUUUUAAAUAUAAUGUGUGCUCAAGUAUUGCCUAUAGCCCUGUUACAAGUUUGAUCUUUAAUAUUAAAGAGGGCAAUAUUGCUUGCCGAAAGUGGUUUAGAACUUAGCAAAAAAUGCAUUCACCUCUACAAACGUACAAGAAAAAAACUCGGUAUUGAUCAGUUCUUUGUGAUGGAGUCUUCCACAUCAACACACUGUCCAAAGGUGCUGUUGUGACAUAAAUCUGAAUGACUGAUGCUGUUUCUGACAUAUUUGGUCGACACUUCACUUCCAUAUCAGGUUUGACACGUUAUCCUCACAUUGAUCUUUCUCUUUCUGUCUGUCUUCCUUUCAGCCUGCAUGCAGAAUGUCUCUAACCCUAAUCAAACUAAUCCACACGCUCUAGAUCGCACCUGUGCCAGACUCCAUGUGAAGAAUAAUCUGCUUUCUGUCUGCUGAUUGAACAUGGCAUAUUGUUUCAGAGGGACCUUUAAUUUCACUUUUCUGUUUGCUCUCAUGUGUGUGGUUCUUCUGUUUCUGUUCUUGGUGUCCCGGCCCCCGUCAAAGCUCCCUCCCUGCUUUCGGAGCCAUGCUGAGUGCCACACUGACGCAUAAAAGCAGCCAAAUCAAACACUCUGCCACACAUGUUCACUUCAAAUGGGACUGAAUGAAAGCAGAGUGCUCUCUUUGGAGCGCAGGGCUGUGCGUCAGCAGCUUGUUUCUGUUCAGUAUGAGCUUCCCUUGUAUUGGUGAUGCAGAAGUUGCCUCAGAUCCUUGAUUUGGAUUUCUCGAAAGUGUCUGAACAUGAAUUCGCCUCUUGUAUCUCUUUAAAGUUGCACUCCUUGCGAUGAUGAACAUGACUUUCAACUCCAAUUUGAUACUACUAACUGUAUGACAAACAGUUUUUCUGUACGGCAUCCCUAGUGGUCUUUAAUUAGAACCGAGCUGUGGGCCCUGCCCUUUUAAAAUACACCAGUACCACCAACUUUAUAUCAACUGCAUCAAUCGAGGCUAUAGCUAAUCAUCAUCUAUUUAUAGGGAAGCUGAUAUGAAUGGAAACCAAUGGCUACCUUCUUUAAGUAGGAACAUUCCCUAAACCAGAACAAUAUGCUAUUCUUUUGAAUAUUUCUGAUGGUUUCAGUGUGUUAGAGUAAUGACUGCUUUUAUGGGGCUGUGUCACCAUGAGUGUGUCCUCGUAAUUUUGACCUCUCUAACAAUGUCCUCACUAUGUCCCGGGCCAUAAUAAGCUGGUGUUGGUGCUUCCGGAGGCAACCAUUAUCUACUGCUGGUGCUGGUGGUGGUGCACAGUUUGGACAGGAGGAUGUAGUCUGUGUUUAACUGUCUGUCUGUCCGUCCGUCAGACAUAUCAGAGAUGGAGUCAUACCAUUCCUAUUCCCCUCCAGAGGAGAGGAGGUCCCGCCAGUCUGACCUGUCCUCCCACUCUUCUAAUGAAAGAGACAACCCCAGGGAAGAACCCAUGAAGACAGCCAAGAUGUCCGCCAUGGCCUCCCCCUUCAGAGUCCCUGAAGACCCCCAUGCCUCCACAGAGCUGAACAGAGAGUCGGGGCACCAAGAGCAGCCUCCAGUUGCCAUAACAACCACACCAAAGAUUCUCCUCCGACCAAGUCCAGAAGAUGAAAAAACAUAUGGGCCCAACACGGUGAUGGUGAAUUUCCAAAAGGGGGACAGUGUGGGGCUGAGGCUGGCAGGAGGAAACGAUGUGGGCAUCUUCAUCGCCAGUGUUCAAGAGGGCAGUCCUGCCGAGAAGGAGGGUCUACACAUAGGGGACCAAAUCCUAAAGGUGAACAAUGUGGAUUUUCAAGGAGUAGUGAGAGAGGAAGCCGUGCUCUUCCUGUUGGAGAUUCCUAAAGGGGAAAUGGUCACCAUCCUGGCUCAGAGCAAACCUGACGACGGGAAGCGAAAGAACGAGUAA
Molecule: messenger RNA, 2489 nt
Organism: Notothenia coriiceps (black rockcod)
Lineage: Eukaryota; Metazoa; Chordata; Actinopteri; Perciformes; Nototheniidae
Product: tight junction protein ZO-2-like
Exons: 6
Coding region: 1929-2489 (186 amino acids)
Biological process (GO): protein localization to cell-cell junction; cell-cell adhesion; establishment of endothelial intestinal barrier
Cellular component (GO): bicellular tight junction; plasma membrane
Molecular function (GO): cell adhesion molecule binding
Source: RefSeq, a predicted model, not a curated record